GAGUUCCUCCAUAUCCCUGUGGACUCGGCAGCCGUCACAUGACUGGAAGCAGCCAUGGUCCAGUAGAAGCCCGGCCCGUUCUGACACAGCGCGAGGAAGAGACGGAUCCCAACGUCUGGCCUUUCAUCCUCACCAUGGAUGUGACUAUUUGUGCUCUGGAGCUGCUGGGGCUCUUUCUCUGUGCAGUGGCGUGGCUCGCCUCCCUCACCACCACCCUCAUGUCCACCUGGCUCACUCAAACCACUGAGCUCCUGGCCACUGAGACCUUCCAGCGUGGCCUGUGGGAGAUCUGCGUGGUGCAGGAGCUGGGGGGGCUGGAGUGCCGGCCCUACAGCAGCCUGCUGGGUCUGCCUCAGGACAUCAUGCUGGCCCGGACCCUCAUGUGUGUGUCGCUGGCUGUGGGGCUGCUUGGAUUCGUGCUGACUGUUCCUGCCCUGCAUCUGGUCAACAGCUGCCAGGACCCGGUGGAGGAGCGGUUGUGCAAGAGGCGCCUGAAGGCAGCGGCGGCUGUGCUGUGCCUGGUGGCCGGCGUCCUGGGGCUCAUCCCCGUCUCACACGUGGCUCAUGUGGCAGUCACGCGCUUCUUCGAUGAGACGGUUUCUGAGAUGGUCCCCCGCUGGGAGUUCGGAGAUGCUCUGUUCUGCGGCUGGACUGCCGGACUGGCCUACCUGCUGGCAGGAACGCUGCUGCUCAUCUCUUGCUGGCGUCUGCCAGAGCAGGAGCGCGAGCUGGCGGGUCCCAGUCCGAAGCGGGGGGCACCGCUGAGGAUCCCGUCCAUUAAGACCAGAUCAGAGUAUGUCUGAGAAUGCUUGUUAUCAGAAAACACAGGUUGGGACCAGUUAGUAGAAUCCAAUCAGUCAGUUUGUCUGAAGAGAGUAAGAGAGCACAAAUACGAUGUUUUACUUAGACUCAGGAUGCAGACAAGGGUUAAAUGCUUAGUCAGCACAAACGUUCUCACACCACUGCAUUAUUGAAUGUUCUACUGUCACACAGGCACAGAACAAACAUCAUCCUAAAGGUGGAACACAACUUAGAGUGAGUUACUAGAAUCAAUAAAACACAUUCCAGUGUCCACAUCCAGUUUGUGCUCAGCAUCAGAAACAAAGUUGGAUUUUUCAGCAUGGAACAUUGAAACAGUCAAACUACUACUGGAACAGAAGCGACUGUCGUUAGAUCCGUAGAUGUCAGAUCACAUUCAUGUCCGUCCGUUUCAAUCAUUACACGAAAAAGUCACGAAGCCAAAGAAACAAACAAGCUGCUGUUUUGUGUCAUAUUUCAGGACUAUAUGUUUCAAAGACAACAACGACUAAAGUAUAAAAACCUGUAUUUAGCCCUGAUCGAGUGUGAGGCUCCACAAUGUGCAUUAUAUUUUUGAUAUUUAGAAAGAAGCUUUCUUUAUUAUCAGUGUGCAUGUCAAUAGAUCAGGACAAUGAGUCAAACUUGGUUUGGUAAGUUUGUAUUAUACGUUACUGAAUAUGUAGAAACGGAAUAAAAUUAUGUCAUCAAAAAUC
Molecule: messenger RNA, 1511 nt
Organism: Betta splendens (Siamese fighting fish)
Lineage: Eukaryota; Metazoa; Chordata; Actinopteri; Anabantiformes; Osphronemidae
Product: putative claudin-24
Exons: 1
Coding region: 39-803 (254 amino acids)
Biological process (GO): cell adhesion; bicellular tight junction assembly
Cellular component (GO): bicellular tight junction; plasma membrane
Molecular function (GO): structural molecule activity
Source: RefSeq, a predicted model, not a curated record